This is a messenger RNA of Sinocyclocheilus grahami, 3891 nucleotides long. RefSeq names its product phospholipid-transporting ATPase ID-like. The record is from RefSeq and is a predicted model, not a curated record. The coding region runs from base 39 to 3416 and encodes 1125 amino acids. Gene Ontology annotation, molecular function: ATPase-coupled intramembrane lipid carrier activity; nucleotide binding. NCBI's taxonomy places the organism in Eukaryota, Metazoa, Chordata, Actinopteri, Cypriniformes, Cyprinidae. Gene Ontology annotation, cellular component: plasma membrane; trans-Golgi network. Gene Ontology annotation, biological process: Golgi organization; phospholipid translocation. The transcript has 25 exons.
CCCAUGGGACAGAGCGGCAAAAUUUCAGAGGUGUGGAAAUGUUCAGAAAGAGGCCUCCCCCAGAGGAGGAAAGGAGAGUCCGGGCCAACGAUAGAGAGUACAAUGAGAAGUUCCAGUAUGCUAGCAACUGCAUCAUGACCUCAAAGUACAACAACAUUACCUUCCUUCCAGUCAACUUGUUUGAGCAGUUCCAGGAAGUUGCCAAUACCUACUUCCUGUUUCUCCUCAUACUGCAGUUGAUUCCACAGAUUUCCUCAUUAUCCUGGUUCACUACCAUUGUGCCUUUAGUGCUGGUGCUGAGCAUCACUGCAGUCAAAGAUGCCACCGAUGACUAUUUUCGUCACAAGAGUGACAACCAGGUGAAUAACCGUCAGUCUCAGGUCCUCAUCGGUGGCAUUCUUCAGAAGGAGAACUGGAUGAAUGUCAGAGUGGGUGACAUCAUCAAGCUGGAGAACAAUCAGUUUGUGGCAGCUGACCUGCUCUUGUUGUCCAGCAGUGAACCACAUGGCCUCUGUUACAUUGAAACUGCAGAACUGGAUGGCGAAACGAACAUGAAGGUGCGUCAGUCUCUGUCGGUUACCUCAGAGCUGGGAGAUCCUAAUAACCUGGCCCAGUUUGAUGGAGAAGUGGUGUGUGAGCCUCCCAACAACAAGCUUGACCGUUUCUGCGGGACUCUGUAUUGGAAAGACUGUAAAUACCUCCUCAGCAACCAGAACAUGCUGCUUCGCGGCUGUGUACUGCGCAACACAGAGAGCUGCUAUGGCCUUGUUAUUUUCGCAGGUCCUGACACCAAACUGAUGCAGAACAGCGGACGGACCAAGUUCAAGCGGACCAGUAUAGACAGACUGAUGAAUACACUCGUGCUGUGGAUUUUUGGGUUCCUGGUGUGUAUGGGAGUAAUCUUGGCCAUAGGAAAUGCAGUUUGGGAAAAAGAAGUGGGUGCUCUGUUCCAGAGCUUCCUUCCCUGGGACCCACCAGUGGACAACUUCUUGUUCUCAGCCUUCCUGUCUUUCUGGUCCUAUGUCAUCAUCCUCAACACAGUCGUGCCCAUCUCCCUCUAUGUCAGUGAAUAUAACCCCCCUCUGACUGGAGAGCUGCUGUAUAAGGCUCAGUCUCCAGAUGAGGGGGCGUUAGUAACAGCUGCACGUAACUUUGGUUUUGUGUUCCGCUCUCGCACACCCGGCACAGUCACCACACAAGAGCUCGGCAAAGCGGUCACAUACACGCUCCUCGCCAUCCUGGACUUCAAUAAUAUCCGCAAAAGAAUGUCUGUCAUAGUGAGGAAUCCAGAGGGCCGUAUUCGUCUGUACUGUAAGGGCGCAGACACUGUGCUUUUCGAGAGGCUUCACUCUUGCAACCAUGAACUAAUGAUUAUCACUUCAGAACAUCUCAACGAGUAUGCAGGUGAUGGCUUGCGGACACUUGCAGUGGCCUAUCGGGAUCUGUCUGAGGAGCAGUGGGAGGCGUGGGCAGAGCGUUUCCGCGGCGCUGAUAAGGCCACAGACUGCAGAGACGACCGGCUGGCUGCAGCCUAUGAAGAGAUCGAACAGGACAUGAUGCUGUUGGGGGCCACAGCUAUAGAAGAUAAAUUGCAAGAGGGGGUUCCUGAGACCAUUGCCAUUCUCUCACUGGCUAACAUCAAGAUCUGGGUGCUUACUGGAGACAAACAGGAGACUGCAGUGAAUAUUGGUUAUUCCUGUAAGAUGCUGACAGAUAACAUGACAGAGAUCUUCAUUGUUAAUGGACACACUGUCCAAAGCGUACGUGAAGAGCUGAGGAAAGCAAGAGAGCGAAUGCUGGAGUCGGCACGCACCAGAGAUGGAGGGAAGGAAGUUGAAGCUCAGGGAUGGGGUGGUGCUUGUGCCUUUGGAAAUGGAUGUGGAGGUGGUGGUGCUGCUAACUGGAUCCCUGAUGAGAGUAAAUGUUCGCCUCCUCAGGCGCCGCCCUCCUCCUCAUUGGAGUCAAUCAGUGGAGAGUUCGCCCUCAUCAUCAGCGGACACAGCUUGGUAGCAGCUCACAUUGGCGUGGGCAUCAGCGGUCAGGAGGGGAUUCAGGCUGUGCUGGCAUCAGAUUACUCCUUUUCCCAGUUUCGCUUCCUGCAGCGACUUCUGCUGGUGCAUGGACGCUGGUCCUAUCUGCGCAUGUGCCGUUUUCUCUGUUACUUCUUCUACAAGAACUUUGCCUUCACUAUGGUGCACUUCUGGUUCGGGUUCUUCUGUGGAUUCUCAGCGCAGACUGUCUACGACCAAUACUUCAUCACUCUCUACAAUAUCGUAUACACAUCCCUGCCUGUGUUGGCCAUGGGCAUCUUCGAUCAGGAUGUUCCUGAACAGAGGAGUCUGGAGUAUCCAAAGCUGUACGAGCCGGGUCAGCUGAACUUGCUAUUUAACAAGCGAGAGUUCUUCAUCUGCAUCGCGCAGGGAAUCUACACGUCUGUGGUUCUCUUCUUCAUUCCGUAUGGCGUUCUCUCUCAUGCCACACAGAGCAAUGGAGUCCCACUGGCAGACUAUCAAACUUUUGCAGUAACUACAGCAACGGCCCUUGUCAUCGUUGUCAGCGUCCAAAUUGCUCUGGACACGGGUUAUUGGACGGCUAUAAAUCACUUUUUUAUAUGGGGCUCUUUGGGUACCUACUUCACUAUCCUCUUCGCUAUGCACUCCAGCAUUCUGUUCAAUAUCUUCCCCAAGCAGUUCCAUUUCCUUGGAAGUGCUCGAAACACACUCGGGCAGCCAGUGGUGUGGUUAACUAUUGCUCUGGCUACCGUCAUCUGCAUUGCUCCAGUCCUUGCGUUCCGCUUUCUUAAACUGGACCUUAAACCUCAGCUCUCAGAUACCGUGCGCUACACUCAACUUGUGCUGCAGAAAAAGCGGAAGCCUGGUGGGCGUGUGGGUCGUGGCGUGGGCGGUGCUGGAGUAGCCAGUGGCAGUGCUCUUGGUCGCUUUGGGCGAGGCAGAUCUCGACGCUCUGGUUAUGCGUUUGCGCAUCAGGAGGGCUUCGGCGAGCUGAUCACAUCAGGAAAAAAUAUGCGCCUGAGCUCGCUGGCUCUCGCCACGUUCGCCUCUCGCCACAGCAGCAGUUGGAUCGAUACUCUUCGCAGGAAAAAACACGCAAACAGCACACAUAACACCCCGCCCACCGGAGAAGACUGUGCUGCCUCCUCUCAAGGGCCACCCCUUUCCACGUCUUCCUCAGCAGCAGGCGAGGCAGGACAAGCAUGUAAUGAACCCGUCCUCACUCACAGCCCUGAUGAUAUCGCUCUCAGUGUUAUUAGGUGUCCAGAAAGAGAGGUUGGGGAAAGUAGUACACGAACUGUGCAGGAAGCACCAUUUGUGUGGAAGGGAACCGGAGCUCGUAUCAAUGGUGCCAGUAGUCCUGGACCACCUCCCAUAGCAGAAGAAACUUCCAGUGGCGAGUGAUGGAUAGAUGGCCCAACUGGAAUCCUUCAUGGGGAUGCUCACACCUUCUGUUUCUGAGGACAUGGGCAGGGAAGACAGCGCCCCAGACAGUAUGGGAGUAAACACAUGCUUGAAUUGAAAUACAAAUGGAAAUGGAUGCAGAACUGUGCAUGCAGAAAGCAAAAGAAUUGUGCUUAUUAUCAGAUUUCCUGUCAGUGAGGAGGACAAAUAUGAUGUUAUUUGACUGGUUAUGACUGAGUUUUCCAUUCUAGCCAAGUUAUCAGACAACAAACCACUAAAUAACAUUGCCACGGCUGAUAUUACAACACACCUGACUAUCCAAAUAGCUGAUGUUAAUUGUUCUCCUAUGCUAAAUUACAUUUUACGUUAAACUUACAUCUAUCGUUAUAUUCAUUCGUUUUUAAUUUGGAGACAAAAAAAUCUGACAUUUAUACAUUAAGGCAUUUCUGUUUCAUAUUUUACUAUAAAUUUAUCA